AUGAAUACAACCCCUAAAACUUCCAAGAAACAGCCGGCAACCAGUCCACACCAACGCCGCUCAACCACGGGCCUUCGCCUCCUCCACGAGCCAUCGCCCUCCACAACGCCGUCAUCCACUAGUCGCCGGCGGAAGUGGCCACCGCCGGGCACCGCCUAUUUUGAGGUGGGUGUAUACAGAAGCCCACUUGUAGCCUUUUCUCAAGUGGCCCAUUCAGUGCUGGGCUCGCAAAUUUUUCGCAUCUCCAACGCAGCGUAUCGCUUCUUCUUUUUCUUCUUCCAAUUCACCACGCUCACUGCUGCAGCUGCUGGACCUCUCAAGGCGUCAGCUCUUGCCCCACUGGUUCAAGACGUAUGCUAUGGAGUCAAAAGAAGAAGAAGAUAUGUAUUGCUCGAUCUCGAUUCCGUUUCCUCGCAGUUUGAAAUUCCACCAAACGCACCCUAUUCUUUUUCCGGUCUAAACACGGAGCAUCCAGUAUUGACUAUAGGCGACAAACUCAAGUUGAUAGGAGAAUAUCAAGAAACGAUUGGAACAUGCCUUAUAUUCAAAGAAGAAGAUGUUAGCCCUGCGGUUCAUGAAGAAAUGGGUCCAUCAGAAGCAAACCUUUUUGCAGGCAAAUGCAUAAUGGAUCCAAAUCAAUCUCCAAGCAAGCAAGUAAAACCAGUUACGAGCCUUCAAAGGAUUUUAAAAUUUAGACUGGCACCCAAUCUCGAGUCUCAUGAUCCACCUGAACAGUCUCGGGAUCCGGUGCUACAUACAGUGCAAUCAGUGGCCGAAUGACCAAGAUUGGAACCCUUAGUCGACACUAGCUUAUUCCCUCGUUAUAGAAGGAUUACUUGCAUGCUAAGCUAAUAGCCGAAUGCUGUUGUAGAGCCCUUUCAGAUUGUUUUUCGGUUGGACGCUUUCUUUUCCUUUUGACUUGGCUGGCACCAAUAGCUCCAGAGAAAAUUAGAAAGAGAAUAACUUAUUCGUUAAGGCUUCACAUUUGUUUGCCUUCAAACUAUAAAAUUGUAUCUUGCUUUUGUAUACGGUUUCCCAUGACGCGCCCACCACUACCUUGGUGGAGUUGACACGAAUGUAAUACGGGACAUGUUAAUAUGUAUUUGAAAGUGAUUUCCACA
Messenger RNA from Pyrus x bretschneideri (Chinese white pear), 1121 nucleotides. RefSeq lists its product as uncharacterized. NCBI's taxonomy places the organism in Eukaryota, Viridiplantae, Streptophyta, Magnoliopsida, Rosales, Rosaceae. The transcript is spliced from 7 exons. Bases 1 to 780 code for a protein of 259 amino acids. Gene Ontology annotation, cellular component: transcription factor TFIIIC complex. Gene Ontology annotation, biological process: transcription by RNA polymerase III. The record is from RefSeq and is a predicted model, not a curated record.